CAUUGUCGAUUUGCAUAUUCCAUGUUUAUAAAUACGGCCAACAUUCCAUAGCCCUGCUUUAUUUCUAGUUUGAAACUUCGACAAGAUAUUUGACAAAAAUGAAAUUGGUAGCUGUUUUAUUGGCCCUCUGCCUGAUGGUUUUGAGUGUGGCUGCAGCUAAAGAUCCUGCCUGUGAUCAACCACCCAUGGAAAUCGGCCAAUGUCGGGCUACGCAGAAACGUUUCACCUAUGUGGCCAAAUCCAAUGAAUGUGUCGCCUUCAAUUACGGCGGUUGCCGCGGCAACGACAAUAACUUUGCCACCAAAAGUGAAUGUGAGAAAAAGUGCAAGCAAUAAGUAAAGAAGUUGGAAAAGAAAAGAAUUAAUAAAAUACAAGACAUUGCUGUCGAAAACAACUGAUG
Musca domestica (house fly) is the source of this 400-nucleotide messenger RNA. RefSeq names its product kappaPI-actitoxin-Avd3c. Gene Ontology annotation, molecular function: serine-type endopeptidase inhibitor activity. Bases 99 to 335 code for a protein of 78 amino acids. The transcript has 2 exons. The record is from RefSeq and is a predicted model, not a curated record. NCBI's taxonomy places the organism in Eukaryota, Metazoa, Arthropoda, Insecta, Diptera, Muscidae.